Oncorhynchus masou masou (cherry salmon) is the source of this 1218-nucleotide messenger RNA. RefSeq names its product kinesin-associated protein 3-like. The coding region runs from base 158 to 1204 and encodes 348 amino acids. NCBI's taxonomy places the organism in Eukaryota, Metazoa, Chordata, Actinopteri, Salmoniformes, Salmonidae. Gene Ontology annotation, biological process: cilium organization; microtubule-based movement. Gene Ontology annotation, molecular function: kinesin binding. Gene Ontology annotation, cellular component: ciliary transition zone; axoneme; kinesin II complex. The record is from RefSeq and is a predicted model, not a curated record. The transcript has 9 exons.
AAACCAGCCCUUUUCCUCUUUCCAGCACAAUGCAUUCUGGGAAAGAUAGUUCAUUCUAAUAUCACUGCCACUUGAGGUCAACAGUUUCCUGGUCAGUGAUUUUCGCUGUGAUUCUAUUUAAAAAAGGCAUCUUCUGGUUUCAUAUAAAGAGCAUAAGAUGCAGUCGGAGGAUGCACGCUAUCUGAAACGGAAAGUGAAGGGUGGUAGCCUGGACGUGCACCCUACAGAGAAAGCCCUGGUUGUUCAGUAUGAGGUGGAGGCGACCAUCCUUGGAGAGACCGGAGACGAGAUGCUGGGAGACCGCAAGAAGUGUCAGAAGAUUAUUCGUCUGAAGAGCCUGAAUACGAACACAGACGUUGCAGCCCUGGCCCGUAAGGUGGUUGAGGAGUGUAAACUCAUCCAUCCCUCCAAGCUGUCAGAGGUGGAGCAGCUGCUCUUCUAUCUACAGAACCGCAAGAAGGCCAGCGGGAAAGCAGAGAAGAGAGUGGUGAAACCUAGAGACCUAACUCCAUUUGAAGGAAUGGAGAUAGAUGAGGAGGCUAACAUCAACAAGGUGGAAGAGUAUGUAGAGCUGCUGUAUGAAGGUAUGGAGGAGAAGGUGAAAGGGGCUACACUCAUCCUACACCUGGCCAGGAACCCUGUCAACCUGGAGGAACUACUAGAGAAUGAAACGGCUCUAGGAGCCCUGGCCAGAGUGCUGCGGGAGGACUGGAAGCAGAGUGUUGAGCUUGCCACCACCAUCAUCUAUGUUUUCUUCUGCUUCUCCAGUUUCUCCCAGUUCCAUGGGCUGGUGACCCACUAUAAAAUCGGAGCGCUGUGUAUGAAUGUCAUGGAACAUGAACUGAAGAGAUACGACCUCUGGCAGGACGAACUGCAGAAGAAGACCAGGACAUGUGAAGACGACCCUGACAACCAGGCCUUGAGGAAGGAACAUGAGAAGGCCUUUAAGAAGUACCAGGGACUACUGGUGAAACAGGAGCAGCUGCUGAGAGUUGCUCUGUACCUGUUGUUGAACCUGGCUGAGGACACCAGGACAGAGCUGAAGAUGAGAAACAAGAACAUCGUCCACAUGCUGGUGAAGACCCUGGACCGGGAGAACGAGGAACUACUGGUGCUGGUGGUGUCCUUCCUCAAGAAACUCAGCAUCUUCCUGGAGAACAAGAAUGAUAUGGUAAGAGAGGGAUUGAGAGAGAGGAAUAAGUGAGGAAGAGGGUAAGA